AUGAAGUUUGCGUUGGCUGUGGCUGUUUUCAUUGGAACAGCUUCGGCUGUCAGUACCUGCAACCCCUUGACUCUGCUGAAUUGUCCUGCUGACCCUGGCUUGGGUAUUCUGUUCCGUCAAAAUUUUGACCACGACGUCGGUGAUCAUUUUGAGGUUUUGAAGAAGCCUGGCAAAGUCACAUAUGAUCUGGAGAAUGGAGUCUCGUUGACUAUGGAAAAGCGUGGUGAUAAUCCUACCUUUCAACUGAAUUUCUACAUUUUGUUUGGGAAGGUAGAAGUUGUGCUUAAAGCUGCUAAAGGUACAGGCGUGAUCACGUCGUUCUACUUGCAAUCAGAUGAUUUAGACGAGAUUGACAUUGAGCUCUUUGGUGGAGAUGCUUACGAAUUCCAGUCUAACUACUUCAUCAAGGGUAAUACAAAGACGUAUGAUCGUGGCCAAUACCAUCCGACACUGCUGUCACCUUUAGACAACUUUCACACCUACACUAUUGAGUGGAAUCCCGACGUAUUGACGUGGUCGCUUGAUGGAAAUGUUGUGCGCACAUUAACUAAGGAUAACCCACAAGGUUUCCCUCAAACACCAAUGCAAUUGAUCGCGGGUGUAUGGGCUGGUGGUGAUCCUGACAAUGCCCCCGGCACCAUCGAAUGGGCUGGCGGCCAAACCGACUUCUCGCAAGCGCCAUUUUCCAUGAACAUCAAACUGAUAAUUGUUGCUGACUACUCGCUGGGUUCCAAAUACACCUAUCUGGAUCAACUGGGCACUUGGCAAAGUAUCAAAGCCGAAAAUGGCGGAGUUAAUGACCGCGAAUCUCAAGCUAACGACGAAUUUACUAAGUUGCAACAAGGCGAGCUGAUUGAAUCCAACGGGAAAGCUCAGCAGGUGACCUCUGCAUCCCUGGAAAGCCUGAGCCAAACUCAAUCAGAUAGUCAAUCUCUGUCGCUGCUGUCACUGUCCUUUUCCCUGUCGCUGCUGUUGUCGCUGUCAUCUUCCCUGUCGCUGCUGCUGUCACUGUCCUCUUCGCAAACCACGUCUCUGGAACAGUCCGACUCUUCCCAAAAUGAUCUGUCGAGCAGUGUCUUUAUUUUCACUGGUUCAAGUCUGGAAGACUCCCUGUCUCUGGAGUCUCUUUCUCACGACGGUGAGAUCGUGGGCAUCAGCACCCUUAGUUUAGUUGACCCCACUGCAUAUGUUACACCUGGGUUUGCUGGUCAACAGGGUGCCCAAACUCAAGGCCAAAUUCAGACCUUGACCACUGCUAGUGUCGUCACAGGUGGAUUGUCACCCGCUAGCGACAGUAAGCAAGGAACUUCGAAUCUGCAACUGACAGCGUCCUCGAACGUUGAAUCAAGUUCCCCCACGGCAAGUGUCGUUACAUUGCACAACAAGGGAUCUCUCCUUGCAUCUUCAUCGCUCGUCAGUAUGUUGCUUUUGAUUGCAUCUCAAUUGAUGAUUUAG
Diutina rugosa is the source of this 1455-nucleotide messenger RNA. It is a transcript of the gene CRH11, whose product is annotated as transglycosylase. The record is from RefSeq and is a predicted model, not a curated record. Gene Ontology annotation, cellular component: fungal-type cell wall. The transcript has a single exon. Gene Ontology annotation, biological process: fungal-type cell wall organization; carbohydrate metabolic process. Lineage: Eukaryota; Fungi; Ascomycota; Pichiomycetes; Serinales; Debaryomycetaceae. The coding region runs from base 1 to 1455 and encodes 484 amino acids. Gene Ontology annotation, molecular function: glycosyltransferase activity; hydrolase activity, hydrolyzing O-glycosyl compounds.